Molecule: messenger RNA, 1090 nt
Organism: Salpingoeca rosetta
Lineage: Eukaryota; Choanoflagellata; Craspedida; Salpingoecidae
Exons: 12
Coding region: 29-967 (312 amino acids)
Biological process (GO): N-acetylneuraminate catabolic process
Cellular component (GO): cytosol
Molecular function (GO): N-acetylneuraminate lyase activity
Source: RefSeq, a predicted model, not a curated record
CACGAUUUCCACAACUUUUCUACAAACGAUGACCUCGAAACGGAAGCUGCUCAGGGGCGUUGCUCCCGCGCUCAUCACGCCGUUCCUGCCUUCUGGCGAAGGCGUGGACACAGACGCUGUGAGGGCACUCGUCAAGUUCCACCUUGAUGCGGGCGUGCAUGGUUUCUAUCUCUGCGGGUCAACUGGCGAGGGUCUACAAUCCAGUGUUCAGGAACGCAAGACAAUGGUUGAGACAGUGAUGGCGGCCAUGGAAGAGUGUGGCAAGAAGAUCCCAGUCAUCGUCAUGGUGGGCGCUGCAGAUGUUGCGGACGCAAUUGUGCUAGCCAAGCACGCACAGGACGUCGGGGCUGACGCCGUGUCUUCCGUGGUGCCUGUUGACAAACCCAACGAUCUGGGCGCUGCUGUUGAGUACUGGACGCAGAUUGGGCAGGCAACGUCCCUGCCGCUCUACGUGUACUGGAUCGCCAAGACUGCUGACCGUACCGCCACUGCUGCUUCUUUUCUCAAAGCAAUGGCGGCUGUCCCAAACUUUGCUGGCAUCAAGUUCACAGAUACCAACUUUUUCAUGUUUGAACAGCUGGUCACAAAGUCCCAAGGCAAUCUCAACGCCGUCACAGGACCAGACGAAAUGAUGGGAGCAGGGCUGUUUAUGGGAUCGGACGGCGCGAUUGGAAGCACAUACAACAUCCAUCCGAAGCUGGCCGUGCGCCUGUACACCGCGUUUCGACAGGGAAACCUGCAGGAAGCGAUGGAGAUGCAGCGAGAGAUGAACAAGACCAUCGCCGUGCUACUGGAACAUUGCCGUUGUUCAGAGAAGGGAACGAACAUCAUUGCAGGGAUCAAGUGCAUCUAUCGAAGGAAAUACGGUUUGCAUGUUGGAACCGCAAAGCCCACCUCCGCCCUCCUCCUCUCAGAGGAGCAAGAGCUCGCCCUUAUGCAGGCACUGGAGGGCUGCCAUGUGGAGUGACCGCGAAUGCUUGCGCUUGUCUGGGUGCGUGUGACUGUGCGGUUUUGUGCAAGACACAUGUACAAACAAACAUCAAAAACUUGGUUGAUCGCUUUAACUUGAAUGCGGGGGCUAGAGAGGGAC